This is a messenger RNA of Paramecium octaurelia, 1560 nucleotides long. The record is from the annotation of a GenBank genome assembly. Lineage: Eukaryota; Ciliophora; Oligohymenophorea; Peniculida; Parameciidae.
AUGAGAAUUUAAGCAACAUCAUUUAGACUGCCAGCAUUAAAAUUAUAACCCAAAGACUCGUAUUAAUGUCUCAGUUAUGGAGAUAAUAAUCUUUCAAAUUCUUCCAUGAUUAAAUACUAGAGCAGUCCCCUCAGAAAUUAUGAUCCUUCUCCAAUUAAAAAGAGAGUUCGAGGAAUGACUAUAGCCAUAUAUAAUAGUCAAGAAAAGCUCAAGACAGCUGAUUAUCGAAAUGGAGGGGAAUUCAUUACUUAGAUCUAACAAAACAAUUAAAGCACUUCCGUUGUCAAUACAUUUAGACGAUAUCGAAGUAAACUUAAGUAAUUGAUGUAACCUGCCAAAGAUGAAGGAGUAAAUUCAAGAGACCCUCGUUUAUUUUCAUUUAAAGAUCCUGGUGCUACUAUUCGACUUGACAGAUUGAAUAAUGAUCGUAAGGAUUAGCAAAUUUAAGAAAAAGUAACUCAAUUAAUGGGCAAGGUUAGAUUGCUUUUUUCCUCUAGAUAGUGCUACCAAGAACCCCUGCAUUAAGACACUUUCCAAGUCACACUUGUAAAACUCAAAGAUGAAUAUGAUUGUUUAUACUAAGAUUUCAAUGACUACUAUGUCUAAAAUAACAAAUUAGAUAAAUAAGUCUUACAACUACUAAAUCAUAUGGAGAUCAUAGAGACUCUCCUUAAGCCAAAACAGCCCAUUAAAAUCAAAAAGUAUCAACCACAACAACCCAACAUAAUUCAACCAGAAUAUUAAUCUCCUAUUGUUGAAGCAUAAGAAAUUGUGGAAGAAACACCAUAACAAUCUAUAAUUGUUGACAAUCUGCAAUCUUCACCUUAAUAACCAAACCAAUUAUCAAUUCAUGAACAAAGAGAGCAAAGCGUAUUCACUCCUCUUACAUCUAAAUAAUAUAAUGAUGAUUAAUCAAUCAGUGAUUUGGAAAAUGAUUAAUCUAAUAAAGCAAAUAUGCAAAAAAAAAAGAAAUAAAAAAGUAAAAAAAGCCCCUUAAAGUCUUAAAAGACUAUUGCCGUAUAGGAGUCAAUAUUAGAUCUAAAUGCUUUAGAAGAUUACACUUAAGUUCCUCAAUCAAUAUCAUCUCAAACGAAGAUUAUAUAAAGAUCAACUCCUUAAAGCAAUAAAACCAGACCUAUCUAAUAUGAAGAUACUCCUGAGACUCCACAAAACAUAGAAGAAGAGAAUAGUACUUAGUUUGAAAAGCCUGGCCUUAAAAGAACUGUGAGCAAUUUGGGAUCUAUGAGUAAGAAAAGAAAUACUGUAUUGGAAAGUAAGGAAGGGUUGAAAAAAAAAUAAAAGAAGACAGGAACGAUUUCAGAACAAGAUGAUAGCGAGUAAGAGGAGGAAAAACAAAACAAUACAUAAAUUGAGAGUUAGAAUGACUCAAAUGAUGAAUAGCAAUAGUAAUAGUAAAAUAGGAUCACAAGUUUAGAUUUUUCUUUUUUAGAUAUGUUAAUAGCAUCCCAAAAUAUUUAUAAGCAUCCAUUUUAUUAAAAUUGGGAGUAUCACACUGAUGAAAUUAUUAAGGGAACUUGUUUUGGUGAAUAUGAUUUAUGA